AUGAGUUCUGCCAUUCAUCUUCAUAUUGGAGGAGCUGGAGUAAUGAUAGGCGAUGAACUAUGGAAACUUUAUUAGAAGGAGCAAGAGAAGACAAAUGUUAAGAGUUACAUUUACAAUGAAAACGAUAAUAAUCAUCCAUUAUCAAUGUUUAUUGAUUUAGAUGAUAGAAUGGUAAACGAAAUCAAAAAGAAUAAAUCAAUAAAUUAUAAAUCUAACUCUUUUGUUACCGGCAAGGAGGAUGCAUCGAACAACUAUUGCAGGGCACAUUAUACAAUUGGAAAGGAUUUAGUUGAAAAAUGUUUAGAUAAUAUUAGAAAGUAAGUAGAAAGUGUGGGUAGAAUAGAUUCAUUCAUUAUUACAUCUGCUCUAAGCGGUGGAACAGGAUCAGGUUUUACUUCUUUGCUUUUACAUAGAUUAUAUGUUGAAUACGGAGAGAAGGUCAAUAGAAAUGCAUUCUUGAUUUAUCCGUCAAAAGAAAUAUCGAACAAUACAGUGGAUAUCUAUAAUGCUGUUCUAGCAACUCGUAUGACUAUAGAACAUUGUGAUUCGGUUGUAAUGUUCGAUAAUCAAUCGAUGUAUAAUUCCAUAGAUUCACAGAUUGGUUUAGAUUAUGUUGAUUAUACUCACCUUAAUAAUUUAGUAUCCUAAAUAAUUAGUUCGUACACUGGUUUAAGAAGAUACAAUAAUAUUGAUAAUAGCAAAUUAUUUCCUGGACUAUGUCCCUAUCCAUUAGUUCAUUUUGUGAUACCCUCAUAUGGACAAUUGGCAUCUAUAAAUGAUUAGAUUAAUAAAUAAUUAACUGAAAAAUAGCUGAUAUAGUAAAUAACAAAGCCAGCUCAAAGAUUAUUUUAUUCAGAAACAAAACCUGAAUACAUUUGUGCAUCCUUUGUUCAUCGUUCUCAACACUAGAAUAACUUUUUUGGUUAAUAUGAUUUGACGCUUUAAAGAAUGAAAACUAAAUAUCAAGCAAGUCCAAAUGUGUUUCAAUGUUUAUCUGAAAAUUAUACAGUUAUUGCAGAACUUGCAUAAUUAAAGUAAACUGCUAUAUUUCUUUCAAAUGAUGCCUCCUUAUUCAAUUACUUUGAAUUACUUGGUAAGAAGUAUGAUUAAGUCUAUGCCAAAAGAGCAUUUGUUCAUUGGUUUGUUGGAGAAGGUUGUGAAUCUGGGGAGAUGUCAGAAUGUAGAGAAAAUGUUGCUUAUCUAAGCAAUAACUAUGAAGAGCUGACAGAUGGAGCGCUCAGAGUUUGCUAAAUGUAAGAUGAUGAUGAUUGA
Messenger RNA from Paramecium octaurelia, 1272 nucleotides. The record is from the annotation of a GenBank genome assembly. NCBI's taxonomy places the organism in Eukaryota, Ciliophora, Oligohymenophorea, Peniculida, Parameciidae.